This is a messenger RNA of Xylaria bambusicola, 1803 nucleotides long. RefSeq names its product UTP-glucose-1-phosphate uridylyltransferase. The transcript has 3 exons. Lineage: Eukaryota; Fungi; Ascomycota; Sordariomycetes; Xylariales; Xylariaceae. The coding region runs from base 164 to 1642 and encodes 492 amino acids. Gene Ontology annotation, cellular component: cytoplasm. Gene Ontology annotation, molecular function: UTP:glucose-1-phosphate uridylyltransferase activity. Gene Ontology annotation, biological process: glycogen metabolic process; UDP-alpha-D-glucose metabolic process. The record is from RefSeq and is a predicted model, not a curated record.
CGGUGAAACGGGAGCAAUAUUUCUACCGCAAUUCACCACCAGAUUUCGAAUUGCCGCCUCGGAAAUACCCUUUUCUCUCCUUUGACGAAAUCCCUCGGCUCCCUCGGCUCGGCCUGCAAUUUACCUUUUCCCACAUUUGUCUAGAUUGUCACCAAGAUUGCUAAUGGGUUUGAGUAAGGCCUUCGAGAAUGCCUCGACCAAUGUCGCCGCUGCGCAGAUGCGCAACGCUCUGACCGAGCUUGCUGAGACCGUCAAUGACCCAGAACAGAAGAAGCUAUUUGAGACCGAAAUGGACAACUUUUUCUCCCUUUUCCGACGAUAUCUCAACGACAAGGCCAAGGGGAAUGUUGUUGAUUGGGAUCGCAUUGCCCCUCCAGCCCAGGGUCAGGUCGUUGAUUAUGAAGACCUCGCUAACUCCGAGUCCGUGGGCUUCCUCAAUAAGUUGGCCGUUCUGAAAUUGAAUGGUGGUUUGGGUACUUCGAUGGGUUGCGUCGGCCCCAAGUCUGUUAUCGAGGUUCGUGAUGGCAUGUCUUUCUUGGAUAUGUCUGUUCGCCAGGUCGAAUACUUGAACCGAACCUACAACACGAAUGUCCCCUUCAUCCUGAUGAACUCGUUCAACACAAACGAUGACACUGCUGCUAUUAUCAAGAAAUACGAGGGCCACAAUGUGGAUAUCCUGACAUUCAACCAAUCUCGAUACCCUAGAAUCUUGAAGGACUCGCUACUUCCCGUCCCUAAGAGCUUUGACUCUGCAAUCUCUGAGUGGUACCCUCCGGGACACGGUGAUGUGUUCGAGUCACUUUACAACUCUGGCGUUCUCGAGCAGCUCAUCGAGCGUGGCAUCGAGAUUAUUUUCUUGUCAAACGUUGACAACUUGGGCGCCGUGGUGGAUCUGCGCGUCCUCCAACACAUGGUUGAGACAGAGGCCGAGUACAUCAUGGAGCUGACCAACAAGACAAAGGCUGAUGUUAAGGGUGGUACUAUUAUCGACUAUGAGGGUUCCGUCCGGCUGCUUGAAAUUGCCCAAGUCCCUAAGGAACACACCAACGAGUUUAAGUCAAUCAAGAAGUUUAAGUACUUCAACACCAACAACAUUUGGAUGAACGUCAAAGCCAUCAAGCGUGUCGUUGAAAACAACGAGUUAGAGAUGGAAAUCAUCCCGAAUGGCAAGACCAUUCCAGGAGACAAGAAGGGCGAGUCAGAUAUCUCUAUUCUUCAAUUAGAGACUGCUGUUGGUGCGGCCAUUCGCCACUUCAAGAACGCCCACGGUGUCAACGUACCCCGACGACGGUUCUUGCCCGUCAAGACCUGCUCAGAUCUCAUGCUUGUCAAGUCUGACCUGUACGCCGUCAAGCACGGUCAGCUUCAGAUGAACCCCAGCCGCUUUGGCGGCGCCCCGCUUAUUAAGCUGGGCAGCGACUUCAAGAAAGUUUCGGACUUCCAGAAGCGAAUCCCUUCGAUCCCCAAGAUUAUUGAGCUCGACCAUUUGACCAUUACCGGCAAUGUGAAUCUUCACCGCGGUGUCACCUUGAAAGGAACAGUUAUCAUCGUCGCCACGGAAGGUUCUACAAUUGAUAUCCCCCCGGGAUCUAUCCUGGAGAAUGUGGUUGUCCAAGGUAGCUUGCGUCUGUUGGAGCACUAGAGUCCUUUGUUUCUACGUGGCUUUCGAGAAAACAUAGCAUCUGUCGAGAGCAAUGUACCAUUCGAAUCUUAACCCUCUCGUGUGCUCGUUAAUGGUAUAAUCCCCUAAUAGAGAUGGUCAUGUGUAAUGAGAAUAAAUAUAGGCGAAUACGGUUGUUUGGA